Coregonus clupeaformis (lake whitefish) is the source of this 1102-nucleotide messenger RNA. Its product is annotated as centrosomal protein of 192 kDa-like. Gene Ontology annotation, biological process: centrosome duplication; mitotic spindle assembly; protein localization to centrosome. Gene Ontology annotation, molecular function: protein kinase binding. The record is from RefSeq and is a predicted model, not a curated record. The transcript has 8 exons. Gene Ontology annotation, cellular component: cytoplasm; centriole; pericentriolar material. Bases 128 to 880 code for a protein of 250 amino acids. Lineage: Eukaryota; Metazoa; Chordata; Actinopteri; Salmoniformes; Salmonidae.
AAUCCCUCCGAGGCUCCGUAGAGGACCAGAGUGGCCAGUGAGGGAGCCGACAGCGACCACUUCAGUGGGAGUGUCUCCAGCUUCCUGGCCAAUGAGAAGCUCAUGUCUGUGGACAGCAUGAACAGUGAUGUCACAGAAUGCCACGGCUUGGCGCUGCUUCACUUUCUCCAAGAGUCCCGUUGCCAUGACAGCUGAGGGCGUGCUGCAGGCGGGGACUGUGACCUCACUGGCCGCGCCGUCCGUCAUUAACCAUGUGAUGCACGCCAGCUACGGAGAGAAUCCAGAGAGCUUCAUGGUUUGGGAUCACUUCCAGCCCUGUUCAGGUGAUCUAGGUCCAGCUGAAGAGUACAGUGCGCGGGUGGACAUCGAGGUGGACUGUCCAGGGCCCAGUCAUGUGAUCAGGAGCGUCCCCCUCGGAGCCAGGUCUGGGAUAGCCAGAGUACACGCCCCCAAAGGCCUACAGCUCCAGAGUAGCUUUGGACUAGAGGAAAGGUUGACCCGGCACAGAGAGCUGUCCAUCCGGCCCAGGGAGGAUGUUGUGGUCCACCUGCUGUUUGCCCCCACCCGGGUGGCCUGCACCCUGGCCAAGCUGGAGAUCAAACCCUCACAGCCUGGCAUCAAGUUCACUAUCCCCCUAUCAGGCUAUGGAGGGACCAGUAGCAUUAUUCUGGAAGACACCAGGAAGCGUUCAGACGGCUACGUGGGUAUGCUAAUGGGUGUGGCAGCAGGCCAGGUGUCCAAGCUCUGUGUGUGUGUGAGGAACACUGGGUCCAGGGCUGCCUUCAUUAAGGCUGUUCCCUACUCUGACCUUCAGACACGCUCUGUCAUGGACUCAUCUGUCAUCAGCCUCUCUCCAUCUCCGUUAGUACACAGGAGGUGAUCACGGUUCUGAUGAAGGUGACCCAUAGAGAGCAGACUCUGUGUCAGUCAGCUAAUGCCCUCCUGGCCACAGUCUGUCUCUUCUGUGGAGACGAGGUCUCACGACAACAGUUCAGGAGGUUGCUGCUGUCGAAGCCCGAGGCAGGCAGGAAGAUUCUGUCGGAGAACAGCCUGCUGAAAGGACUCAACUUCAACGAAAGGUUCCUGGGGGAGGAGCAGGUCC